AUGGCCGGAGCUUCUGAUGUUCCUCAGGCCAGCAGCAUCUGCACCCACUGUGACAGAGCAAUUCCUUCUCCCAAUUUUGACUUGCAUAUUGCUCACUGCUCCCGGAAUCUGGAAAAAUGUAAAGUAUGUGGUGAUAUGAUUCCAAAAAAAUCUGCCGAGGAACAUUUUUUAAGCACUCAUGCUCCGGUGUCCUGUUCUCUGUGCAGUGAGACAAUGGACCGUGGCAUAUUAGACGUUCACAAAGGAGAAAACUGUCCACAAAGGAUUGUGACAUGCGAAUUUUGUGAGUUUCCACUGCCUGCAAUUGAUUUAUUGGAGCAUCAGGAAGUAUGUGGGAACCGCACGGAGCUAUGUCAUCUGUGCCAUAAGUAUAUUAGACUGCGAGAGAGGCAUAACCAUGAAAGUAGCUGCACUGGUUUUGUUAAUAUCAAUGCAGAAUCUUCAAGGAACGCUCGGCCACCCGAAAGGGCUCCAAGGAGGCAGCCACAGGAGUUCUCUAAAAGGCGUCUUCUAUUUACUAUUGCAAUAACCGGGAUUGCUGUUCUCUUAGGUUCAAUUUUCUUCCAGAGGAAACCGGAGCCAAGUCAGGUCAAUUAA
Striga hermonthica is the source of this 597-nucleotide messenger RNA. NCBI's taxonomy places the organism in Eukaryota, Viridiplantae, Streptophyta, Magnoliopsida, Lamiales, Orobanchaceae. The record is from the annotation of a GenBank genome assembly.